AUGGGAUUAUUGGGAUUAUUGGGAUUAUUAUGGGAUUAUUGGGAUUAUUGGGAUUAUUAUGGAAUUAUUGAGAUUAUUNUUGCUGUUGUUUAUUUGAAAAGAUGUUUAAUAAUUAAAGAAGCCAGUCUAUCUUCAAAAGAUCUCUCCAUUACUACCAUACUUGAGUGUUUGUCACAAGUUCAAAGCUGGAGAGGCGAACAUGAACUCUCUCUUAUGUAUGAACAGAAUUGUUUCUUAAUGCGCCUCAAACUUCUACCACCGAAUCAUGAAAAUAUUGGCCAUAGUUUAUCAAAUAUUGGUGGAAUUUAUGAAAGGCUUCAUAAAUCUACGUUGGCACUUGAUUGCUACAAGCAAGCAUUAGCAAUCUACAGGAAAUGUCUGCCUUUCGAAGAUAGUGCACUAUCGAAAAUGGAAUCGAAUAUUGAGCGAAUUUCAGAAGAACUUGGAAUAUAG
Molecule: messenger RNA, 453 nt
Organism: Rotaria sp. Silwood2
Lineage: Eukaryota; Metazoa; Rotifera; Eurotatoria; Philodinida; Philodinidae
Source: the annotation of a GenBank genome assembly